AUGACCGACAAAUUUUACAAAGUACUAACUAAGCUUUCACUACAGUUAGUUCUUGAUAGUCUACAAAAGGUCACUGCUCAUUGUGAACUUCUUGAAUUUACUUGCAAAAGAAUGAUACCUCAAAGAGACUUAUCAUAUACAGAGAGAAAUAAUUAUUUGGGUCUGGAAACAUUGGAAGAGAGAAGACAGAAAGCUGGACAUCUUUUUAUGGCAGGUGUGAUGAAUGGACAUGUAUCUGAUUUCAAUAUUUUAGCUUCUUUGAACUUCAACACUGCAUGCUUAUCUUCAAGGAAUAAUGUACUUCUCAAAGAUAUUAAACACCAUCGAACAGACUAUGGCAAAAACAGUCCUCUCUCAAGAAUCAUUGGAGAUUUUAAAGAAGUGGAACAUCUUUCCGACUUUCACUUAUCAAAGGAAAAUUUCAAAGAAAAACUAAAAUCUCUAGUCUUGCAAAUUUGA
This is a messenger RNA of Clunio marinus, 459 nucleotides long. The record is from the annotation of a GenBank genome assembly. NCBI's taxonomy places the organism in Eukaryota, Metazoa, Arthropoda, Insecta, Diptera, Chironomidae.